AUGUUUUUACGCCUCUCUCUCCCCCUCCCUCUCUCCCCUCUCCCUCUCUUUCUCUCUCACUCGCAUGACAACGCUUUUACACUUCCUUCUCUCUGCUCUCUCUCUCUGAUUUAUGACGAUGUUUGUACGUCUCUCUCUCCCUCCCUAUCUCUCUCACCCUCUCUCUCUCUCUCUCUCUCUCUCGUGAUGUUUUUACGCUUAUGCCCCUCCCUACCUUCCCUCCCCUCUCUCUCUAUCUCUCUCUCACGCGCGCGCGCUCUCCAUUUUUUUCUUUCUUUCGCUCUUUAUUGCCUUCCCUGCAUCCGUUAUCGCGCGGAGGCAGCGUGGCACCGCCGCUCGUUCGAGCGAGCACGCGAACCGUUGCUCCGAUCCCGCGGUUCCUCUCGUACUGGACGGGAUAGCCGUGGCCACGGCCGACGUAACACACGUGCCGAUCGAGCCGACAUCGAAGGAUCAAAAAGCGACGUCGCUACGAACGCUUGGCCGCCACAAGCCAGUUAUCUCUGUGGUACCUUUUCUGACACCUCUCGGCGGAACAGAGUUCUCCACUUGGAAAGGAUCGAUUCGAUGGGCCACUCUUUCGUGUUUUAUUUUUCUUCCUUUUCUAUUUUCCUCCUUUCUUUCUUCUUUCUAUUUUUCUUCUUUCUUUCUAGCUUUCUUUCUUUCUUUCUUUCUUUCUAUCUUUCUUUUUUCUAUCUUUCCUUCUUUCUUUCUUUCAAGAUCAUUUUGUUUCCUUCCUUUUUUCCAUUUUCUUUCUUUCUGUCUUUGUUUCUUCUUGCUGUCCUUUCUUUCUUUCUUUCUUUCUUUCUUUCUUUCUUUCUUUCUUACUUACUUUUAAGAUCAUUUUGUUGUUUUCUUUCUAUCUUUCUUUCUUUCUUUCUUUCUUUCUUUCUUUCUUUCUUUCUUUCUUUCUUUUCUGUCCCCAUGUUGCACUUUUAUAUGCCCUGUCCUCUUGUUCCACCGAACCUCAGGUAUAUUUUUCUGUCUUCGCGCCUGUGCCAAGAUGUCGUAGCGCGUGAACAGUGUGAUAAAGGGGCAGUGGUAGCUCCCCGGAAGCUGCUGGACAGCCGAACGGACCCAAUAAAAGACUUCAAAGGAGACGAGAAUUUGCUGGUAAUUAUUUUUUUUUUUCUCUCACGGCAAGCGAAAUUGCUCGUGCAGUAG
This is a messenger RNA of Acanthosepion pharaonis, 1164 nucleotides long. NCBI's taxonomy places the organism in Eukaryota, Metazoa, Mollusca, Cephalopoda, Sepiida, Sepiidae. The record is from the annotation of a GenBank genome assembly.